AUCAGCGCGUUGAUUCCACGCGUAUAUGGUUAAAGAAAAAAGUGUUGUUUUCUUUGACAUCUUCUUCUCUCUCUCCUUGUUCCUCGGAGAAAACAUGUUUGUUUCCGAUAACAAUCCUUCACGGGACAUGAACAUGAUGAUAGAUGUUACAUCAUCAAACGGAGAUCUACCGCUACAACAACAACAUCACCAGAUCAUCCUCGGUGAUAGCAGUGGAGGAGAGGAUCAUGAGAUCAUCAAAGCACCAAAGAAACGAGCAGAGACUUGGGCACAAGACGAGACUCGAUGCUUAAUCUCGUUACGGAGAGAAAUGGACAAUCUUUUCAACACAUCUAAAUCUAACAAACAUCUUUGGGAACAGAUUUCGAGCAAAAUGAGAGAGAAAGGGUUUGAUCGAUCACCAACUAUGUGUACGGACAAGUGGAGGAACAUAUUGAAAGAGUUUAAGAAAGCUAAGUAUCAAGAUGAUGAUAAAGCAACAAGUGGAGGAUCAACGAAGAUGUCUUAUUACAAAGAGAUUGAAGACAUUUUUGCAGAAAGAAACAAGAAAGUGGCAUUGUAUAAGAGUCCUUCGACUACUACUCCACCAUCUUCGGCUAAAGUUGAUUCCUUUAUGCAAUUUACUGAUAAAGGUUUUGAAGAUACUGGUAUUUCAUUUACAUCUGUUGAAGCUAAUGGCAGGCCAACGCUAAAUCUUGAAACGCAGCUCGAUCACGAUGGUCUUCCUCUCCCCAUUGCUGCUGACCCCGUCACGGCAAAUGGAGUUCCUCCUUGGAGUUGGAGAGACACCGCUGGAAAUGCAGGGGGUGAUGGUCAGCCAUUUGUUGGGAGGAUCAUAACAGUAAAAUUUGGAGAUUAUACAAGAAGAUUUGGGAUUGAUGGUGCUGCUGAAGCAAUCAAGGAAGCUAUCAGAUCCGCGUUUAGAUUAAGAACAAGGCGAGCUUUUUGGCUAGAAGAUGAAGAACAGGUUAUUCGCUCUCUUGACCGUGACAUGCCUUUAGGGAACUAUACACUCCGCGUUGAUGAAGGGAUAGCCGUUAGAGUGUGCCACUAUGAUGAAUCUGAUCCGUUACCGGUCCAUCAAGAGGAGAAGAUAUUCUAUACUGAAGAAGAUUACCGAGAUUUCUUGGCUCGGCGAGGCUGGACAUGUCUGAGAGAGAUUGACGCGUUUCGUAACAUAGACAAUAUGGACGAUCUUCAGUCGGGUGUCUUAUACCGAGGAAUGAGAUGAGAAAACGGGUCUACAGAAGGCUAGAAGAAACCUUUAUUUUUCAUGUCACUGUAAAUACACCUUCCAUCUUUGU
Molecule: messenger RNA, 1304 nt
Organism: Arabidopsis arenosa
Lineage: Eukaryota; Viridiplantae; Streptophyta; Magnoliopsida; Brassicales; Brassicaceae
Source: the annotation of a GenBank genome assembly